Messenger RNA from Knipowitschia caucasica, 873 nucleotides. NCBI's taxonomy places the organism in Eukaryota, Metazoa, Chordata, Actinopteri, Gobiiformes, Gobiidae. The record is from the annotation of a GenBank genome assembly.
AUGAAUGAAAGAGCCAGUGGCGUCUCGUACCUGAUGGGGGGUGUGCUGAGGGCUCUUCUUGUGCUGUUGACCACGUGCUUCACAGCGGAGGGAGGAGACUGCCCCAAAUCCUGCACCUGCCAUGUCCCCAACGAAGUCCACUGCACCUUCAGAUACUUGAUCACAGUACCGGAGAAUAUUCAACCAUCUGUGGAGAAAUUGAACAUGGGGUACAACAGUAUAGCCAUGAUAAAAGAAAAUGACCUAAUUGGACUAAAACACUUAGAGUUAUUGAUGUUGCAUAGUAACACCAUCCUUGACAUUGAAGAUGGAGCUUUCAAAGAUUUGCCCUCACUACAGGUUCUGAAGAUGUCCUAUAACAAAUUAGAGAAAAUAGACAAAGAGACGUUUGCAGUCAAAAGCAUCCACCUGUCAGACAACCUCCUGUCCAGCCUUCCUGCAGACAUUUUCCCAUCCUCCAUCCAGCUCGACAAUCUAUUCCUCCAUGGGAACCCUUGGAGUUGUGACUGCCGCAUGGCAUGGUUUCAAAAGUGGAGAACCAGGAAUGUUGGUGUUUUGAAGUGCAAGCGUGAUCGGAGAGGCCAGCUUUGCCCACCAGAGAUUAAAUUGCAGCUCGAUCGGACACCAACAACCUUCUCCACGCUACACGUGAAAUACCAGUCUGUGGUUCGCCUGCGGCUCGAUAAUAGACCGACUAACAGAGAUGGCUACUCUUGGACCAUGAUCAAGCAUGACAAUGAGACCAAAACUCAACAUACUGCACUUACAGGUGGAGUUGCCCAAUUCAGCUGUGCAGUGGUCGGCUACAGCAAACAAGAGGGGCAAUUCUACAGUCCCAUAUACCAUUCAAGUGACUACAGAGUGUCAGUGUGA